UUCCGAGUUUUCCUUUCGUGUUAUGAUAAUCCAUUUUAAGUGAAACAAGUAAAAACAUAUACGAAAUUCCCUUGGAAUAAUCUUCAUUAUAAUGUUAUUAUUACCGAUGAGAAUUCAUCGGUAAGAUAAGUGUGAGAACUCCAUGGUAUACUUUCAACUAAAAUAUUUCUUGGAAUAUAAAUCUGAAAAUUUUCUCCUUAAAGAAAUAAGGAACAUACCUAAAUAAUCUAUAUAUAUUUAAAGAACAUUACAAUAUUCUAAAUCCGAGAUAUACAAGGUACAAUUUCAAAUUUACAAUAACAACCUGUUGCUUGUUUCCCAGUAAAAGUUCCCAGUCUGCCAUUGUAUUGAUUUUUUGACUGAGCAUGCUCCACAGUCCUACGUCAACUGAUAACGAUACAUUGACUAAUAUUCAACACCCACACAGUCGUUACACACGGAAUGGAGUCUCAAACAUAAUACCUAGUGGAUGUUUGUUAAAUUUUCUUUCAUGGAAAAGUGUAAAAAUCAGUUGUAAUCGUUUUACAAUGGAGGAGUUGCUGCAAGAUAUAUUUAGAGAAGCGACCGGCCCGAAAUUGACCACUUUGAGGAAAGCAUGCCAGGAUGCAUUAGAAAUUCUCUGUAUUCAAGAAAGCAGUGCGCGGCGGGCGUCUUACGAGCUCCGUCGCGUGUGUCUACUGCCGCUGCAGAUAGCGCUGGAGAGCAAGAGGUCGAGACUCGUCACGUUCGCGCUACAGGGCUUCCACAAAAUCCUCCGCGAUGACAGGUUCCACAGGGGCAUCGAGCCGGAGGACGACUCCCUGUGGAUGCCGUCGCAGCUGCUCUGUGCCACUGCCUCUGUCAUGUAUCACUUGCCUGACACGCAGGUGCAAAUAUUCCGCAUGUACCUGUCACUGGCGCUGUCCCCCCGUCGCACACUGAACGGACGGCUGUGUGUGUGGGCAUGCGGGCGCUGCGGGGAGGCCGCCGGCGCAGCACCGCACGUGGCCGCCGCGGCGAGGGCUGCGGCUGCGCAGGCACUGAGGGCUUACUGCGCUCAGCUUGACGAAGAAUGCCAAGAGCUGCUGUUGGAAGGGUCGCCGCUGGGCAGGAACCACAUCGUGGCCGUCGGGUGCUACAGCGAGGUGAUACCGGUCAUACAAUAUCUAUGCGGCAGACUGUCUGAAGCACAGUUGAUCCCAAAACAAAACCCGCUAGCGCUAUUCUUCCUGGACUGCCUGCUUACGCUGAUGUCCAGCCUGUCGGAGCGGGUUUGCGGGAAUUCUCACUUCACCACGUUCCUUUGGCAAAAAUUCUGCCCCUCUCUCAUAUCAUUCCUCGGGACUCCACGAGUGGACAAGAAUAUUAAAUCGAGAGAACACGAAGGUCACCUGGUAGACGACUCAGGUCGUGGUUCUGGUGCUCUGAGUAGUGCCCCGAGCUUCAACAGCAAGCAAGCCAAAGCUAUUUACAGCAUUGCCAACCAGCUGGUUCGGCUUGUGGGCUCGACUUCCAAUUUGCGACCAGUACUCGAAGCGCUCUACCACAGAAUGUUGCUCUACCCUCCCGUGCCCCACAGAGUGGAACCUCUAAGGAGCGUCAGGGAACUAUUACACAAUCCGAAGAGAUUGGCUCAUCUUGUGCUUUUAAAGAAGACUGACCAUCCAGAGCGGCAUAGCGAUGAUAUGGCUAUAUUGAGGCUAAUAAUGGACGGAAUAGAAGAAUGCGGACGCAGCGGUAACCCAGAAGUGAUGACUGCAGCAGUAGAAUGUGUGGUUUCUCUGCUGGACGCUCUAGAGAAACUUUGCAAUAGUCCGGAGUAUAUACCGGCUGAUACAACCACGUUGAUACUUCAGCACUGGCCCAAGCUACACGAUGCGGAUUAUACUGGACCAUUGACAUAUCAGACACUAGCCAGACUACCCAGUCCUUACAGAGAUGUUGUAGCGGUAUUGCAAAGUACCGAAGGAAAAGACGAUUCAUCAGAUACAUCAGGGCCAGAGAAUGCCAGUUCAGGCAGUGACGGGGAAGCGGAUUCGGAUGCAGACAAUGUGUUCCUCCCCUCCCGCGCCUCUAACCCCUCCACUUCUCCGGAACAUAGAGUCGUCAACGACAACACAAGAUCUGUACCCAAAACGUUGAACUUAGGAAGAUGCACGAUCACAGAGUGCAAUGUGGACUUGGAAAGACACAAUGCGAGACAGUUUAUAAAAACCCUGCAAAACUCUCUGCUUCCGAAGCUUCUCAACCUUCGAACUUGCAUUGAAGUGGACGAAGCAAUGCAGGAGUUCGCGUCGAAGUGUUGCCAGCACAACGCCGCGCAGCCGCCCGCCACGGCCUGCAUCAUGAACGCGGACGGCGUCUACCUCGCCACGUACGCCGCGCUGCUGCUCAGCGACAAGCAGAGGCGCGCGGCGACGCCUGCCUAUCAGGCACACGACACGAAAACUCAAAUCGCUCUGACCGAAGACGAGUUCGUAGAAGAGGUGCAAGGCAGCGGAGUACUGGUAUACUUAUCAGCUACUUGGCUACGGGAGCUUUACCAGCAAGUACUUUGUAAUGACCUUCUCAAGGACGUACCCACAGCUGAUCAUCCGUUGAUGCAUCUUCUUUCUGAUCUCGGUGGUUUGGACCAGAGUCCAGUGAUGUCAGACUGGCAGAAGCUGAAGGAAGCCUCGAUGCUGUACAGCACAACUAAUGACUCGCCGCAGCUCCAGGCCAGCUUGCGAUGGGCCAGAAGGAUCCUGACCUGCAUCUGGGACUCUAUGGUGGUGGUCCUGAGUGCGCCGCUGACGGGGUACAAGUACAAGAGCCAGAAGAUACCCGGCAUCUUCUCCAAGAAGAUCCUCGGGAAGAGGCAGCGGAUCGCGUGGGAAGGGCUGACAGUGCAAUGUCUUGAAGGAUUACAUAAGGCCGCCAGGGUAAGCAACACACUAAAUCUGCAGAAUCGCUGCAGUAGCAUCCUGUCUCUUCUCGUCAACUGCGCCAUCUCGCAGCCUCCCAACGGGAAGAUCCUCGCCACGCAUGCCCUUUCCUUGGACAUUCUUAUUACUGGUGGUCUAGAGCUCGGUUCAAAAGCCCCAGAAUGUUGGGAACAUAUAUUCACAGCUUGCCAUUACGUAUCAAGCUUCGAACAUUCAUUGUUUGGCCAACAAGGAAAUAAUACUACGCCCAUAGUGACCAUGCAGACUGGAAGGAACAAAACUGUUUCGAUUCUGCAAGCUGAUGCUAAGUUGGCACUGGAUGGAAGAGACGAUGAGACUUGUGUCGAUGUUUUCAAUUUUCUGCAACCGGUAAUGGAGAAUAAUCUGAAUAAUGACAUGUCAGUACCGAAAAUCGUGGAGGCUUGUCGACAAGAGAGUGGGAGUGGGAACGUGAUAACCGGCGCGGGCGCAGCGCGCGUGUGCUGCGCGCUGUCGGCGGCGAGCGAGGCGCUGCACUCGCGCUUGGCCGCCGCCGCCGCGCUGCCCGCGCUGCGCGCCGCGCUCGCGCACUUGCUGGCGCUCCAGCACUCGCUCUUAUUCACCUCCUGGGAUCAAGAUGUAGCCAACAACAACGUGGCGUGGUGGAAACGAGGUCGUAAUAACAGCUGCGGUAACGGAGAAGCGGCCAGGGCUCUGUGUAGAGGGGGCGAUGUGGCUUUACGGUGCUUGAGGGCUGCCAGACCUCUAGCACAUCGGAUGGCGAUCUGGACUAUUGUGGGGCCCCAUCUUAUGCAGGCGGCGUGCCAUAAAGACAUCCAAAUCUCUAGUCUCGCCAUCCAAUGUCUGCAUGAUUGCGCCACUGCACUCCUCAACCAACAGGUCGAACUGCCGCAUUUCCAUUUCAACGAAGCCCUUCUCAAACCUUUUGAGAAUCUUUUAUGUUUAGAAUUGUGUGACGACGAUAUACAGGAACAAAUCAUAUCCUGCAUCUGCGAGUUUGUGGAAACUAACAGAAUGGAAAUCAGAUCUGGUUGGAGACCGCUCUUCAAUACCCUCCGUGCAGCUAACAACUCCAAACAGUACUCAGCCAUAUUAGAAAUAUUCAAAGUAUUUUUGAACACUGACAACACAUUAGUAUUUGCCAAUGCUGCUCUUGAUUGUAUUCUAUGCUUGCUGAGCCAUAUCAAAGGUCUUCACUAUGAAGAAGUUCAAGCAACUGAAGUUAAACCAAAAAAGGUUUCACCUGCACAGCCCAAACCAAGCCUUAGUUUGAAAUUCUCUAAAAACAGCAAAUUUAUUCCAUUAAGUGAAGAAAAAUCAGAAAAAGUAAUCGUAGAUAUGUGUAAGGAGGCACUGUUUCAUUUGGAAAGUUGUGCGGAUAUCCUAACAAUGAUGUACAAUAUGCCAAAGUGUCCUAUUUUUAAUACUGGUAAUAGAAUCAAGGGAGAUCUUCCACUAUCAGUGGUCGAUCCAAUAAUCCCGAAUACUUCACUAGAUAUGACGAAAUACAUCGUGAACGAAAAUUGUGAAGAAGAACUUAUUUCCUAUGCAAAAUUAUCAACAAGUCUUCCACAUUCAAGUACAACCAACAACUGCCUUUUAAAAUUAGACAGGCCAAGUAACAUUCUUAAAGUUUGGUACGUUUUGAUUGAAGGACUCAUAUCUGCUACUGUUGUAUGUUCAAAGAAAAACCAACCAGCAGCUAUGGAAACUUUGUUUAAGUUGUUAAGAAAUAUUAUCGAAGUACCAGGCACACAUUUUGGGUUACAUUGUAUAAAUCAUCUUCUCCUGCCUACAGUUCAAAAUUGGCUUCGGCAAAUAGCUAAUGUAAAUACGCAUUGGGAUACUGUCAUGCCAAAUUUCAAACAGUGUUGUGGCAUGACUACUGAUACUAUUGUUGUAUACUUACACCACUUGCAGCAAAUAAACGUGGAAAGAUCAACGCCAGAUGAUAAACAGGAUGCAAUGGACGUUGAACCGUUUGAAAGUGCUGAAGCUACAUUUGCGUUGAAACAGAUAAUGUUGAUCCUAGUGGAAUGUAUUGCCCAACCUCAAGAACCGAUCGCUAGGUUAGGUGCCUCCUGUAUCCGACAUAUCAUUCUUACGUCGGGGCAUUUGUUAACAGACAACCAAUGGGAAAUAGUUUGUACAAGUCUGCACAGAGCGUGUAAUGUUAGUUUGACGCCUCUAAAGCAAUUGACAUUUGCUUUUAAGGAGAAUUCGAAUAGUUUCUACGGAGACUUGGCAAUCGUCAAAGUAGCUGCAAGACGCGACUGUUCAGUCAAUGACAAUGUCAGAUUACAUGCCAUGGCUCAACAGGUUUUCUUAACAGAGCAAUCAAAAAGUGAGGGAUAUUCCAAAUUAACCCCUAAAAAUUCUUCCCAGAUGCUUAUUGAUGACAGGAGCUACAUCUUUCUUAUUUAUUUACAAGAGUCAAUUAACUCUCUGAAUCCAGAUCUUUACACAAUAAGAAUUCCUCACCGUGGACUUGUGGUCGGGCUUUUAGCUCACCAAAUAUUGGUUCAAAUAAUUGCAACAGUUCUUAUUCAAGCAUCUUCAGAUCUGUUUCAAGGAAUAAACAGCAUUUUAUUGGAAAGUCUUAAAACUGGUACCAAUACUUGCAAUUACAAGUUUUUCUUGAACACCUAUAACACAGAAUUACUGCUGAAAAGUCUCGAACUAUCCUAUACGAGAGCUAUGCUGUUUGAUGCCAGACCAGGCCUCAAGUUUCUCGUUCAAAAGGUGUCUAACCUCGACCAUGCUGCCAAUCUAUAUAAACAAACAACUUCAUCAUGGCUAAUAAAAAUUAUUGCGCUCACAGAAAUAUUUUUCAGUGGAGUUCACAAAUUUAAGUUAAAAGCAUCAGAUAUUCCUAUAAUACUCCACAACUAUACCACAACUUUGAACUUAAGACUUGAAUACGACAGAUUUGUGACAAAAAUUGUUGAUCUAAAAAGCACUUGGGAGCUUUUGUGUAUUAAUUAUGUAAAACAACUGAUUAAUGUUUCGGACUUUGAUGAUAAUGAAAAUGCUAAGAGACGAAUAUCAUACAGUUCAGUCGAAACUGAUUCAUCUUCAAAUCAUUACGAUCAAUUCUAUACCCAGGAAGAAACAAGUCAAAAAAUGCCUGAAGACCCUGAAUCUCCUACUAAAAGCGAACGUGUAAAAAGUGAUAUUGAAAACACAGAGGAUUCAGUAGAAAAACCAAAACCAUUUACGUUUGCUGAUUUUAAGAAAAACAGUCAAUCUGCUUCCAGCAUUGAUCACGAGGAUGACACAAUAUUGCCACUCAACGAAAAUGAAACUGGUGAUUCUGUCAACGAAAACACAUCAAAAGAUGAUAUUGAAACCAGUGGGUAUGUCCCGAAUAAAAUCGAUAGAAUCAACGAGAUAGUUAAGAAAACUGUUCAGAAAGAAAGAAAAAUAAGCGCAACUAGUGUUUUCGACAGUAUACAUGACACGAAUACGCAAGCAGACAUGAAUACACGUAAAGUCAAUAUAACAAUUUGUGACGGGCCAACUUACGAAAAAAACAAAAGCAACGCUUCACCAUCAGUGAUAAUUCCACCUCAACCGGUACCGCCAGAAAUCGAACAGCAAAGGACUUUGAGUAUAAAUAAGGACACAGAUGUGCAACGACACUGUUUCCAGAACAUUCUGAUGGCGUACCUGGAACUGGUGCUGACGUUUCCUCUGGACAGGUUCCAGCUCAUCCAGCCCGUGCUGCACUCUGGGUUUGUACAUCUCGGGAAGACUGUCACGGACCCACAACUACUCGAUAGAAUUAAUAUAUUUUUCGAUAAGAAAAACUUAACCGAAUUUAAUUAUAACUGAUCAAUUAAUUGUGAUAAUAUAUAAUUCACAUAAUUAUUGUAUAUUCCUUGAUUGUUCAGUGUUAUAUAUGCAAAAUAAAAUCAUUAUAUACCA
Molecule: messenger RNA, 6830 nt
Organism: Plodia interpunctella (Indianmeal moth)
Lineage: Eukaryota; Metazoa; Arthropoda; Insecta; Lepidoptera; Pyralidae
Exons: 24
Coding region: 366-6737 (2123 amino acids)
Biological process (GO): regulation of ARF protein signal transduction
Molecular function (GO): guanyl-nucleotide exchange factor activity
Source: RefSeq, a predicted model, not a curated record